Molecule: messenger RNA, 2850 nt
Organism: Chrysochloris asiatica (Cape golden mole)
Lineage: Eukaryota; Metazoa; Chordata; Mammalia; Afrosoricida; Chrysochloridae
Gene: ANKLE2
Product: ankyrin repeat and LEM domain containing 2
Exons: 13
Coding region: 1-2850 (949 amino acids)
Biological process (GO): negative regulation of phosphorylation
Cellular component (GO): endoplasmic reticulum
Molecular function (GO): protein phosphatase 2A binding
Source: RefSeq, a predicted model, not a curated record
AUGCUGUGGCCGAGGUUGGGGGCGGCUGAGUGGACGGCGCUGGCCUUGGAGCUUCUCGGCGCCUCAGUGCUGCUGAUCGUGGUGCGUUGGCUAGUGCGGCAGCUGGAGAAGCGGCCUCGGGGCCUGGGCAGGAGUGAAGCCUCCGCCCCGCUGCCUCGCGUGUCUCCGGCCCCGGCUCCAGACUCAGGUGAAAUGACAAUGGAUACCAUCUUGGCUCGAUUGAAACUCCUGAAUCCAGAUGACCUUCGAGAAGAAAUUGUCAAAGCUGGAUUGAAGUGUGGACCCAUUACAAAAACCACAAGGUUCAUUUUUGAAAAAAAAUUAGCUCAGGCCUUAUUAGAACAAGGCAGAGUCGUGAUGUCUCCUCCUCUUGUGCGUGAUGUGGCAGACAUGACAGCGUUCAGCCAAGAAACACACAAGAGUUUAAAUUUUGCUCUAGGGAGCACCAAUGACCAGGCCAGAUUUUCUGAAGACAAAGAUUUUGGUUGUAACGUGGGCUUGAAUCCUCCCGAAGAGGAUGCCGCAAUGCCCAAGACUUGCUUGGCGACCUUCAGUGCACCAGUGGAUGUGGACGCCCACAGAGCCGCUGUGGCUGCCUCUAAGGAACCUCUUCUGUUCUAUGGAGUGUGCCCCGUGUAUGAGGACGUCCCCACGAAAAAUGAGAGGAUUCAUGUUUAUGAGGAUAAAAAGGAAGCCUUGCAGGCUGUCAAAAUGAUCAAGGGAUCUCGAUUUAAAGCUUUUCCAAGCAGAGAAGAGGCUGAAAAAUUUGCUCGAGGAAGUUGUGAUUAUUUCCCUUCUCCAAGCAAAACCACCUUAGCAGUGUCUCCUGUGAAAGUAACACCAAUACUUAGCAAUGGUGGGCUCAAAGAUGGUUUAUACUCAUCAGAGUCGGAAACUGUCAGCAAAGAGCGGGCCAACAGUUACAAAAAUCCUCGAACCCAGGACCUCACAGCCAAUCUGCGGAAGGCUGUGGAGAAAGGAGACACAGACACCUUUGCAGACCUUGUCUGGAGUAAUCCCCGGUAUCUCAUUGGCUCGGGGGACAAUCCCACCAUCGUACAGGAAGGAUGCCGGUACAAUGUCAUGCAUGUUGCUGCCAAGGAGAACCAGGCUUCUCUAUGCCAGUUGACCUUGGAGACUCUGGAGAACCCUGAGUUCAUGAGGCUCAUGUACCCGGACGAUGACGAGAACAUGCUGCAGAAACGCAUCUGUUACCUUGUUGACCUGUACCUGAACACCCCCGACAAGAUGGGCUAUGACACACCCUUGCAUUUUGCCUGCAAGUUUGGGAAUGCCGAUGUGGUCAACGUCCUUUCUUCCCACCCUUUGAUUGUGAAAAAUCCAAGGAAUAAAUAUAACAAGACCCCUGAAGAUGUAAUUUGUGAAAGAAGCAAAACCAAAUCUGUGGAAUUGAAGGAGCAGAUCAGAGAAUAUCUGCAGGGUCACUACUACGUACCGCUGCUGCGAGCAGAGGACAGAUCUUCUCCAGUGAUUGGGGAACUGUGGUCCUCAGACCAAACCGCUGAGAUGCCACCUACUGGCCGUUUUGGGGGCAGCCCUCGCGACCCCAUUCUGACCCUGAGAGCCUUCGUGGGGCCCUUGAGUCCAUCCAAAGCAGAAGGGUUCCGCAAACUCUGGAAAACUCCACCCCGGGAGAAAGCAGGUUUCUUCCAUAACGUCAGGAAAUCCGAUCCAGAAAGAGGCGUUGAGAGAGUCGGGAGGGACUUAGCGCAUGACCUGGGGUACCCCUGGGGUGAAUACUGGGAAUUCCUGGACUGUUUUAUUGAUCUGUCUUCCCAGGAGGGCCUUCAGAAACUAGAAGAAUAUCUCACUCAGCAAGAAAUGCAUAAAAAGACCCAACACGAAGCAGGAGAAAACGAAGCCCGUCUCCAGGACAGAACUUCCGCCUCUGGCAGCAACUCCAUCUCCAUGGGGGCAUUUCUAGAUGAAGACGAGGACAUGAGCUUGGAAGAAGUUAAAAAUUGGCAAAAUGCAGCUCGAAAUGCCAGCCUGCCCACUUCUGAGGCCUCUGGAAACAUCCUCCCUGUGGGGCAAGAUGGGUACCUCCCAGACAUCUUAGAUGCUAGUGGCACACACGGUGGCAGAAAUGGCUUCUGUGGUCCUCUGAGUCAGGCCAGGCCCCGGAGGGGGAAGAGGUCAGUGUCCCACACUGGGGAGGGCUCCCUCCUCUCCCCUGUCUCCAGUUUAACUGUUGAAUUUGAUAAACUGAAUCUACAAACUCUGCAAAGUAACCUUUGUAAGACUGCUAGCACCAAAGAAACUAAAGAUGAGAUCAUCCGGACUUCAAGAACAGACUCAGUGGGAAGUGAUUUGUUAGAACCUACUGGUGCUGCUGCCCAAGAGCUCGGGGCUAACAAAGCCAGGACGGACCGUGAGAUGUCAGCCGAGAUUGCAAGCAUGACCCUAGAUCCCGACUGUUGCAUGCACAAGGCCCCGUGUAGCUGCAGCUGUGCGUCUUCGGAGCCAGCCACCAUGCUCUUCUUGCUCGGAAAAGAACCAUCGAAAUUGGACCGGGAUGUGCUGGCUGCCCUCGAGAGUGCGGACAUUGAUCCUCGUCAGUAUCCGGCUGUCUUCAGGUGGAAGGAUGCUGUUCUGGCCUAUUCACCUUCAGACAGACAGAGUUGGCCGAGCCCUUCGUUGAAAGGACUCUUCAAGUCUCAGCGGCCAGAUCUCCGUUCUGCCCACAGCUGCAGCUUGGGAAGAUGCGGACCUGCUGCCGGCAGCCCUGGGAAGCCCAGUGUCUCUGUUCCUGGCCUGGGCAGCCCCCGGCGGUAUAGUCCUGUGCACAGAGGCCACCUCCGCAGGAUGGCUGAGCUGGCAGCCUUGUAA